Molecule: messenger RNA, 2221 nt
Organism: Bufo gargarizans (Asiatic toad)
Lineage: Eukaryota; Metazoa; Chordata; Amphibia; Anura; Bufonidae
Gene: TKT
Product: transketolase
Biological process (GO): ribose phosphate biosynthetic process; pentose-phosphate shunt, non-oxidative branch
Cellular component (GO): endoplasmic reticulum membrane; extracellular exosome
Molecular function (GO): thiamine pyrophosphate binding; transketolase activity
Source: RefSeq, a predicted model, not a curated record
CAGCAGUGCCGCCCUCCCCUGUCAGCCUUUAUUGCCGCUCAGUGUGCGGUCCCCGGGUGUCUCCAGCUGUCAGUGCCCGCACACUCGUCUCUAAUCUCCGGCAGCCGCAGCAUUACCAUGGCGGAUUAUCACAAGCCCGACCAGCAGACCCUGCAGGCGCUGAAGGACACGGCCAACAGGCUCCGCAUCCUGUCCAUCAAGGCCACGACCGCAGCCGGCUCCGGACACCCAACAUCAUGCUGCAGCGCAGCUGAAAUUAUGGCGGUCUUGUUUUUCCAUACAAUGAAGUACAAGCCUCAGGAUCCCAAGAACCCCAACAACGAUCGCUUUGUCAUGUCUAAGGGUCAUGCAGCUCCGAUCCUGUACGCAGCCUGGGCAGAGGCCGGUUUUCUGCCCGAGUCAGAGCUGUUGAACUUGAGGAAACUUGACUCUGUCCUUGAAGGUCAUCCCGUGCCGAGACAAGCAUUCACAGAUGUGGCCACAGGAUCGCUGGGACAAGGACUGGGGGCAGCAGCUGGAAUGGCUUAUACUGCAAAGUACUUUGAUAAGGCCAGUAACCGAACAUACUGUCUGCUCGGGGAUGGAGAGACCUCAGAAGGUUCUGUUUGGGAAGCCAUGAAUUUUGCGGGUUUUUACAAGUUGGACAAUCUUACUGCCAUCAUAGAUGUCAACCGCCUGGGACAGAGCGAACCCGCUCCUCUGCAGCACAAAGUGGAGAUCUACCAAAAACGUUGCGAGGCCUUUGGGUGGCACACUGUUGUUGUGGAUGGUCACAGUGUAGAAGAGUUGUGUAAGGCGCUCACUCAUGUGAAGAACCAACCGACUGCUAUCAUCGCCAAAACAUUUAAAGGCAAAGGGAUCUCAGGGGUUGAAGAUAAGGAAAACUGGCAUGGAAAGCCACUUACAAAAGACCUGGCUGAACAAGCCAUUAAGGAGAUCGAGAGCAAGAUCCAAAGCAAGAAGAAAUUAACUCCAGCACUUCCAGUGGAUGAUGCACCUUGUGUCAACAUCAAAAAUAUUAAGAUGGCUUCUCCUCCUAACUUUAAAUUGGGAGACAAGGUUGCCACUCGUAAGGCAUAUGGCUUGGCCUUAGCUAAACUUGGACACGCAAACGACAGAGUCAUUGCCCUGGAUGGUGACACCAAGAACUCCACCUUUGCUGAGAUCUUCAAAAAGGAGCACCCAGACCGUUACAUUGAAUGCUACAUUGCUGAACAAAACAUGGUGAGUGUUGCUGUUGGCUGCACAACUAGAGACCGUACUGUCGCCUUCGCCAGUGCCUUUGCCACGUUCUUCACCAGGGCCUUUGACCAUAUCAGAAUGGCGGCCAUCUCAGAGAGCAACAUCAACCUGUGUGGUUCCCACUGCGGGGUUUCUAUAGGUGAGGAUGGAGCUUCUCAAAUGGGACUGGAAGACUUGAGCAUGUUCCGUGUUGUGCCUUCUGCAACUGUGUUUUACCCAAGUGAUGCAGUGUCUACUGAGAAAGCCGUCGAGCUUGCUGCAAAUAAAAAAGGAAUAUGCUUUAUCAGGACAAGUCGCCCAGAGAACGCCGUAAUUUACAACAACAAUGAGGAGUUCAAAAUUGGACAAGCCAAGGUCGUACUUCAGAGCAAAGAUGAUCAGGUGACAGUCAUCGGUGCCGGUGUCACUCUGCACGAGGCACUUGCUGCAGCAGAGCAGCUCAAGAAAGAAAAAAUCCAUAUCCGAGUCAUUGACCUCUUCACCGUUAAACCUCUGGACAGACAAACCAUUCUUGACAGCGCCAAAGCCACAAAGGGAAGAAUCAUAACUGUGGAGGAUCAUUAUCAUGAAGGUGGCAUCGGAGAGGCAGUGGCGGCAGCUGUUGUUGGGGAGCCUGGCAUUACAGUGAAGUCGUUGGCGGUAUCAGGCGUUCCUCGCAGUGGUAAACCAGCCGAGCUGCUCAAACUGUUUGGCAUUGACAAAGACGCCAUCGUGGAGGCUGUGAAGAAAGCUGUUAGUUAAAGACACCCAUCUGAGGAUGGAAAUUACCGGCUUCACUGUACGACCAUACACAAUACAGUCUCCUGAGUAAUUUCAAUGUUCUUAUAAUAAAGCUCCUUCUAAAGUCUUGUAAAUGACAGAAGGCGUCACACAGAUUAUAAUCCUGCAGUCUGUGCUUUACUUUCAUAUCGUCUUCCAAGUGUCGUUUUUUACAAUUAUUCAAUGUAACGCCAGAAAACAAUAAAACAUUUUACUAUAA